Messenger RNA from Aspergillus clavatus NRRL 1, 1419 nucleotides. RefSeq names its product putative RAN small monomeric GTPase (Ran). Lineage: Eukaryota; Fungi; Ascomycota; Eurotiomycetes; Eurotiales; Aspergillaceae. The record is from RefSeq and is a predicted model, not a curated record. The transcript is spliced from 5 exons. Bases 1 to 1419 code for a protein of 472 amino acids. Gene Ontology annotation, molecular function: GTP binding; GTPase activity. Gene Ontology annotation, cellular component: cytoplasm; nucleus. Gene Ontology annotation, biological process: ribosomal subunit export from nucleus; protein import into nucleus.
AUGGCAGCCACUAUGAGAAUAUUCAAAGUUCUCCUGAUCGGCAACUCUGGCGUCGGCAAGACAGCCUUCCUGCGCCGGUAUCUCCAGAGCAGAUAUGAGGAUACCAUCGAACCAACCAUAGGCGUGGAAAAGCAUGUUAUAGUUCUUAGUACUACCGCCGGCGACAUUCGCUAUGAAAUAUGGGAUGUCAGCGGCAGCCAGAAGAUAUCCGCGUUGCAGUCAGAAGAGUACAAUGCAGACGGUGCGAUUAUCAUGUUUGACCUGACGAAUCGGAUAUCUUACAAUAAUGUCCCCAAUUGGUAUCAAACAAUCGUGCACAAAGAUCGCUCGGGCCGAAACCCCAUGCCCAUCUGCAUCUGUGCGAACAAAUACGACGCACCGUCCGAUAGCAAGUUACCUGCAAAAACCAUCACCUUUCCUCGGAAGAAGGGGACUGGAUACGCCGAGGUGUCGGUGAUGACGCUCCAGGGAAUUAAUGAACCCUUCCUUGAUCUUGCUAGACGGCUUCUGAGGGAUCCAACUGUGCAAUACGAAUACAUGCCCGAUCUAGGUGACGGGGUUUUCAAUCCCGCGGCCAGCCUGCAUAGCACCCGGAUCGCCGCGAACGAAGACUAUCUCAACUCGAAAUUGCCCAAUCUCCUGAAUGUUCAAUCCGUGCCAGGCGAGGUUGAAUAUAUUUCAGCGGAAGAAAGUGUUCCGAGUACCCCGCGAAGCAGUGCUGCGUCUAGAAAGGUGGAAGAUCCGUCUGAAGGCCGGCUGAAGUUCCUCUAUGCUCCUCGUACUGCGCCCACACCCCUUGUGAACUGGUCGGAUCUGGCCGUUCAAACGCAGAUAAAGCCUUUAGUGAUCAAAGAGAAACGCGAGACGGCAAGGGAGCAGUCGAACAUCAGCCCUGACCAGGGCGUAUCUGUCGUCGCGGUGCUGCACGAAGAGGCAAUGGCGCCGGCCACAAAGAAAGAGAAGCGCAGUCUCCCGAAAGUCCAACAACGAGAUCUUGAGGAGCAAAGUCUUUUCGUGCUAUGCAUUCACUGCAUCCGGAUGAUCUUUGUCAAGUCUAUCCAGGGAACAAAACUGGCUGAAACCGUGGAAGCCAAAACACCCUUCUCGUUGACCACGACGGCAUGUCGCUCUUGUUGUCGCGACUUCGGGACAUCAUCGCCAGUAAAAACUUGUAUGUCACCCGAUUUGAUCCGGUAUACGGCCAUGUAUGAGUGUGCGCGCAAGGUAGCAGAGGAAGAAGUAGCGGUGCUCACCUUUAAGAAAAGCGUCGCGCACAUUGAGAUGGAAGAGUUGACAGAAUACAUGGGACUGACGUGCCAAAUUCAGGGUGUGUCUACUACUCCUGACACGAUCGAGAGACUGAGCGAGUUGGAAAAGAAGGAUGUGAUGAUGAGUUACGUCCCCGGAGCGUUCCUAUAG